GAAGGGAGACCCCCUCUCUCUUUCCUUCCCGGCCCACGCACGCCCUGGGAAUGUCUCCGUGGUCUCACCGGAACAGCUCUCUGGCCUCGUGGCCUGCUGCCCCCACCCCGACGCCCAAUACUGCCAACGCGAGUGGGCUGCCAGGGGUGCCGUGGGCGGUGGCCUUGGCGGGGGCGCUGUUGGCGCUGGAGGUGCUGGUCACCGUGGGAGGCAACUUGCUGGUAAUCGUGGCCAUCGCCCGGACGCCGAGACUCCAGACCAUGACCAACGUGUUCGUGACUUCGCUGGCCACAGCAGACCUGGUGGUGGGACUGCUGGUAGUGCCGCCGGGGGCCACCUUGGCCCUGACCGGCCACUGGCCCCUGGGAGCCACUGGUUGCGAGCUGUGGACCUCAGUGGACGUGCUGUGUGUGACAGCCAGCAUCGAAACCCUGUGCGCCCUAGCCGUGGACCGUUACCUGGCAGUGACCAACCCGCUGCGCUACGGUGCGCUGGUCACCAAACGGCGCGCCCGGGCAGCAGUGGUGCUGGUGUGGGUCGUGUCCGCCGCGGUGUCGUUUGCCCCCAUCAUGAGCAAAUGGUGGCGCGUGGGAGCCGACGCCGAGGCACAGCGUUGCCACUCCAAUCCCCACUGCUGCGCUUUCGCCUCCAACAUACCCUACGCGCUGCUCUCCUCCUCCGUCUCCUUCUACCUCCCGCUUCUGGUGAUGCUCUUCGUCUACGCGCGCGUUUUCCUCGUGGCUACGCGCCAACUGCGCCUGCUGCGCCGGGAGAUGGGCCGCUUCCCGCCCGAGGAGUCUCCGCCGACUGCGUCGCGCUUUGUGUCCCCCGCCCCAGCUGGGCCGUACGCUUCGCCCGCAGGGGUGCCCUCUUACGGUCGGCGGCCCGCGCGCCUUCUGCCUCCCCGGGAACACCGGGCCCUGCGCACCUUGGGUCUCAUCAUGGGUACCUUCACUCUCUGCUGGUUGCCCUUCUUUGUGGCCAACGUGAUGCGCGCUCUCGGGGGCCCCUCUCUGGUUCCCAGCCCGGCUUUCCUGGCCCUUAACUGGCUAGGCUAUGCCAACUCCGCCUUCAACCCGCUCAUCUACUGCCGCAGCCCCGACUUUCGCAGCGCCUUCCGCCGUCUCCUGUGCCGCUGCCGGCGUGAGGAGCACCAGGCCGCCGCCUCCCCGCCUGGCCACCCCUCGGGCACCCCUGCCGCACUGGCCAGCCUCGCGGAGUCCAGGCAGUGCCCACGGCUCAAUGGGUAGAACAAGCGGAUAUUCCUAUUUUUUGACAUUUCCAGUCAAGGUUUAUCCACCGGGGACCUGGAAAAAGAUACUGGAUUCUUACAGUACUUUGUGUCUCAAGGCUUUGAGUUCUUCUGCAGCCAGUCUCUGUCCAAGACUUUUGGCAUCUAUGAUGAAGGAGUAGGGAUCCUGGUCGUGGUGGCACUCAACAAUGAGCUCCUGCUCUGCGUCCUCUCCCAACUGAUGAAACUCACGCAGGCCCUGUGGCUAAACCCUCCUAUUACUGGUGCUCGCAUUAUCACCUCCAUCCUCUGUAACCCUGCUCUUCAGGAAGAAUGGAAGCAGAGUCUGAAAGGGCUUGUAGAGAACAUCAUGCUGAUCAAGGAAAAGGUGAAGGAGAAGCUCCGACUCCUGGGAACGCCUGGCUCCUGGGAUCACAUCACAGACCAGAAUGGGUCCCACAGCUAUCUCGGACUCAAUAUCCAACAGGUGGAAUACUUGGUCAGGAAAAAGCAUAUCUACCUCCCCAAGAACAGUCGGAUCAACUUCACCUGUAUCAAUGCCCACAACAUAGAUUAUAUCACUCAGAGCAUCAAUGAGGCUGUCCUCUCCACCAAGGGCUUGGACUAA
Messenger RNA from Neogale vison (American mink), 1859 nucleotides. RefSeq names its product beta-3 adrenergic receptor-like. The record is from RefSeq and is a predicted model, not a curated record. Gene Ontology annotation, cellular component: membrane. The transcript has 5 exons. Gene Ontology annotation, biological process: norepinephrine-epinephrine-mediated vasodilation involved in regulation of systemic arterial blood pressure; biosynthetic process; adenylate cyclase-activating adrenergic receptor signaling pathway. Gene Ontology annotation, molecular function: pyridoxal phosphate binding; epinephrine binding; beta3-adrenergic receptor activity. Lineage: Eukaryota; Metazoa; Chordata; Mammalia; Carnivora; Mustelidae.